AUGGUGGAACAUGUGUUACAAUCAGCGACACGUGACACGGGUGGAAUGGUGGAAUCACCGUAAAUUAACCCUAUGUUCUUCCCGUAAGGUAGGUAUAUCGGAACGCGCAUUCUAACUUCUGUUCCUGUUCCUUAUCUGAUUGAUUAAAGUCUUCUGAUGCAAACCUUCUCGCGUGGGAUUCCUUUCCUGGGGCCGAAGAACUUCAACUCUUCGCACAAACAGCCCACCCGAGCGUCUGGCAGGGGAUAGGAAGUCGAACUAGCAUCCCGCCUACGAAGCAAAGGCCACCUGGGGUUGUUUGCUUCUUCAUCUCCUCUUCAGGACCUACAGCGUCCCGGAUCCCAUCAAAAUUGUGCGGGUGACAAGUAGAUUGAAUUCAUAUUUUCCAUGGCUUCCUACAGGCGGCCUCUGCAAAUACCAGCUAAAUGUGCUCAAUUGUCCUCAUCCAUGGCGUUGCCAAGUCGCACCCGAUGGCUUAGCCUAUGUCGCUCGCAUACAUUUCAUCCUGGUUCCCCUGGACUUUGGACCAAUGAUGGAACUUGAAAGACGUUGGAAGCGAUUUUAGCUUCAUAUUUCAGUUUCAAUUCUUGAAUUCUUAGGUUGAAACUGUUGAUGUGGCUGUAGUAGGGCUUGCUCUGUUCUGCGGUUUACUUCUUCGUUGCAUUGUUUUUUUGAGGUCGCCUCACCCCUCGACCAUUUUGUACGGGUAUCUUGCAAAUUGCCAUUCUUACUUAAAAGGCUGGAUACCCGUAGCUCAGUAGGAGUUUCUCUUCAUUCUCCAUCAAUUGGCAUUCUCCUAACAAGUUCGAAAGGCAGAAACGAGCACCAAGAAAACAACGACCACAUUUAAUGCCAGAAAAGCAAAUAUGUCUCUGACUCGCUUCAUUUUCGCCCUUACCCUCUUACUUCAACUCGUCUCUGCUCAUUUCUCCGUUAAAUAUCCUUUCUGGCGUGGUAAUUCCUAUUCAACUCAGUGGGAGAGACCAUGCGGAGGUGUCAAUGUGACAACCAACCGAACGGAAUGGCCCGUUAACGGCGGCUCUCUCCUCUUCAAUCCUACCCACCCCUGGGCCAUAACCUACGUGAACCUUGGCCUUGGUUCUGACCAGUCAGUUAUCUUCAAUAUUUCUUUGGUUGACGCGUUCAAUCAAACCGGGAAUGGCACAUUCUGCUUCCCAAAAAUCGAAAUUCCAGGAGGGUUGGGCAUCACCGCUGGGUCCAAUGCGAGCGUUCAAGUUAUCCAAUUAUCGAAACUGGGGUCCGCAUUGUAUAAUUGUGCCGAUAUCACCUUUGCCGACGACGUCGAGCUUCUCUCUGCCGAUAUGUGCACCAACUCUUCAGGCAUCGGCUGGAUGCCCAUUGGCGCAGCAGCAGCCACAAACAAUACUCCUCCCGACAGUGGGGUGGGAGCAACACUUUCAAUCGACCAAACCGCUAAGACCUUGGGUCUUGGUGCGAUUAUGGCGCUGCUAUUCUGGAACUUGCAGUUCUAGUCCAAGGGCCGUCAACAGCCCAGAACGCCAAAAAUUCCCGAGUCUUGAAUACGGAUAUUUCUUACUAUACGCACACCAUUAACUAAAAAUAGGAACUUGCUUGCUACUUGAAUAGUUUAUGGUGAAUGGGUGAAUGGGUGAUUGGUGACUUCAUUUAUUUCGAGACAUGUCUCGAUGGAAAGAAACUAUGUAUAUGUACUGGCAGAAGCGAGAAUUGGGCGAAGAUAUUGCAAUAUCUAUCGAACCCAUACUUGGCUCUAUACUCUCAAAAACAUAUUCCGUGCAAAGCGAUUUUGUAAGUAAUGGAGCAGCUACUACUCAAAGUCAAAUAGCGAUGAUUCUUUAUCAAGAUCGCAACUAGAUAACUUUGCAGUAGUAGGGAAUCAAACGUCAAACAAGGAAAGACAACAAUCGUCAGAUCAUUCCAGUGACCGAGAUUCUGACCGCAGUUUGCAAGGAGGUCUAAAAUUCCUCAGAGAUCCAGUAAGGUACACGAUAACGAAUGAAAUAUGAUGUCAUGUCAGCUAGCUGUGGAAGCCAAAGUGAGGUUGUGAAGGAGGUUGAACAUUGCAAUUGGGGCCUUUCGUCCUGCAUAUUGUUCACCUUUCUUUCGAAGUGGUUCACGCAGUAGUUAAUGCUGCCUCAGCAAUUUCUCCCUUUGUGGCUGCUUUUGUUGUCAUGCUUCAUAGGGAGCUUGAAUUGACCAAUAUUCUCAAAGAUCGAGAGUAGGAAGAAAUUGACUGGGUGCAUGUAUUGCCCAGAUUUUGGAACAAUGUUAAGACGUCCACACUCCUGUUCCCUAGGGCCUUUUUAUUCCGACUCCGGGUAGAUUGGAAUAGAGAUAUCGCAUGCUACUCGCCCAUUCAACUGUCUCCCCAUGAAUUCUCCGACGUCGACCCUUAUCUACACCCCUGACCCUAAUUCGAGUGGUCUAUGUGUCCGGCAAUUUCUACAUCUAUUUUGUGCCAUC
Molecule: messenger RNA, 2463 nt
Organism: Blastomyces gilchristii SLH14081
Lineage: Eukaryota; Fungi; Ascomycota; Eurotiomycetes; Onygenales; Ajellomycetaceae
Exons: 4
Coding region: 867-1493 (208 amino acids)
Source: RefSeq, a predicted model, not a curated record